AUGGCAGCUGCUCGGCAGACGACACGACCACCACCCACCUCGGGCUGGCCGCACCCCGGCGACGAGGUCUACGUGACAGGGACCUUCGAUAACUGGAGCAAGAGCGAGCAGAUGGAAAAGGUCGGCGACAAAUUCGAGAAGAGCGUCGAGCUUCCCGACACCUCCGAGAGGAUAUACUACAAGUUUGUUGUCGACGGCACCUGGACCUCCAAUCCAACAGAUCCCAAGGAAAAGGACGAAAGCGGCAACGAGAACAACGUCCUCACCCCUGAGGCCCUCUUAGCAAGCCUGCCUGCCACUGCCGCCAUCAUGAACUCCGUCAACGCAGAUUCCACCACGGCUCAAUUGGCCAAGGAUGUCCCCCUGGAGAAGGACAUCAACGCUCAGCCCGAGACGGAGAAGACCGAGACCAAAGCCGAGAACGCAGAUGCAAAGCCCUCCGACCUGCCCGGCUCCUUCCCCGAGACGCCUGCCGAUGAGCUUAACAAGUCCAUCGGCGUCAACCCUCUCCCUGCUGCUGCUGGUGGCCUCAACCCUAUCAAGUUGGCGCCCGGCGAGCCGAUCCCCAACGACAUCAAGACUGCCGAUGUAAACUCAAACGUCAAGCUUGAUGCCGAGUCCUACGAGAAGAGUGACGCCCUCCCUGGCGUCGACUCGAAGGACCUCAGCGUGCCCCCAGUUUCCGGCACAAUGAUCCCCGAGUCGAGCCUGCCAAUUGGCACCGGGAACCCACACAUCAACUCUGUCAGCGCCGACUCGACGACAGCAGCUCUGGCCGCGGAAGUGCCAAAGGAGCCCAAGGUCCCUGAGGUCGUCAAGGAGAGCCAAGACAAGGCCGGCGUCGACCCAGAAGCCAGCGGUAUCGCCGACGAGGUUAAGGAAAAGGAGCAGGUGGAGGAGGAGCUGAAGGAAAAGGUCCCCGAGGCCCCAACGACAUCUGAGGGCACCGCCGGCAAGGGAACCGAGAAGUCCGAGAAUGACAAGACGCUGCUCGAGACUGCUGCGGCCACCGCUGCAGGUGUCAGCGCUGCUGCCGUCGCCACCGCCGUCGCCACCAAGGACAAGGCCAUAGAGACAGCUGCCCCUAUCGCCGCCCAAAACCUGCCAGACUCUGUCAAGCAGCAGCUGCCCAACUCCGUGCAGGAGACCAUCAACGCGACUGGCGCGGAGAAGACGAUCGAGACGGUGUCUCCUGAGGUCCCGUCUGAGGUCAAGGACUCGAUAGUCGAGGCUGGCAAGAACCCCGAGGCCGCCGCCAACACAGCCGCUGUUGAGGACAAGAAGGCCGUCGAGGCCGAGCUUCUCAAGGAGGUCAAGCCUGCCGAGUCUGCCGAGGGCUCCAAGUCUGAGCCAGCCAAGGCUACGGAGGAGGCAACGAAGACCACCACUGAGGAGCCUAAGGUCGUCGAGCCGCCAGCGGCUGCAGCGGACGUGCCCAAGGUCAGCGAGCCUACCGGCAACGGAGCCAGCAAUGGCACCACCGCCAACGGCUCUGAUGCCCCCGCGACCCCCGUCAAGAACAAGGACACGAAGCCUACGGAUUCCGCAACCCCCACCUCGGCCACCUCGGAGCAGAAGAGGAAGAACAGGAUCAGCGGGUUCUUUGGCAAGAUCAAGGCCAAGAUCGCGAACAAGGACGCCCACAAGGACGCCUCUAAGGACGCCACCAAGGAUAGCAGCAAGGAGGCCGCUACGGAGGCCGCUACGGAGGCCGCUACGGAGGCCAGCAAAUAA
This is a messenger RNA of Diaporthe citri, 1734 nucleotides long. RefSeq lists its product as uncharacterized. Gene Ontology annotation, cellular component: nucleus; cytoplasm; nucleotide-activated protein kinase complex. Gene Ontology annotation, molecular function: protein kinase binding. The record is from RefSeq and is a predicted model, not a curated record. Gene Ontology annotation, biological process: signal transduction. Bases 1 to 1734 code for a protein of 577 amino acids. Lineage: Eukaryota; Fungi; Ascomycota; Sordariomycetes; Diaporthales; Diaporthaceae. The transcript has 3 exons.